Gymnodraco acuticeps is the source of this 1644-nucleotide messenger RNA. It is a transcript of the gene rgp1, whose product is annotated as GP1 homolog, RAB6A GEF complex partner 1. NCBI's taxonomy places the organism in Eukaryota, Metazoa, Chordata, Actinopteri, Perciformes, Bathydraconidae. Gene Ontology annotation, biological process: retrograde transport, endosome to Golgi. Bases 374 to 1534 code for a protein of 386 amino acids. The record is from RefSeq and is a predicted model, not a curated record. Gene Ontology annotation, cellular component: Ric1-Rgp1 guanyl-nucleotide exchange factor complex; Golgi membrane. The transcript is spliced from 9 exons.
GCUGUGCCACGGGACGGCUUCUAAAUGGUCGACCAAAAACGUUUACUGUAAUUCUACACUGUCGUUUUAUUUUGUAAAAAAAAGUUCGAUUAAGAUCAAGGUAAAACAAUGAUGAUGGACAAAACAUAUUCUUAAAGAGAAUGUUUUUUCUUCAAUAGUUGUGAUAUUUAUAUAUUAAUUGUGUAUCCCUUGGUCAGUGCUUGGUCGUACGGAGGCGGAUGUGUUGUUUACUGUAGCUGAAAUGCUAGCUAACCUCAUACGCCAUGUCUAGUACUUUGGGAAGGAGGGUAUAUUUGCUUUCUCGAAAGUACAUUUAGGUGCUCCGAUCUACAAGACAGCGUUUUGCCUCGCAACAGUAACGUUUGAGGCCAAGAUGAUCGAGGUGGUGGCCUCCAUGGCCCGAGGCCCUGUGUUUCUCGCCGGGGAGCUCAUGGAGUGUCUCAUAACAUUCACCAACCCGAUGUCCCACCUGUCCACCUCUGCCAGCAGUGAGAUGCUGGCAUGGGCCAGUGCUCAGAUCCACUGCCAGUUUCAUGCCAGUGAGAACAGAGUGGCUCUGCCGACCCAGGGCAACAAACACGAUGUCCAGGCUGAGAGCAACACAGUGCUUGUUCCAAGCAGAGGAGAGCGGGGUCAAUGUGUGCUGGACACACCACCUAAAAUAUUAUUCUGUGACCUGCGCCUGGACCCCGGGGAGAGCAAAACCUAUUCAUACAGUGAGAUCGUACCCAUAGAUGGUCCUCCUAGUUACCGUGGUCAGGCGGUGAAGUACGUGUAUAAACUAACCAUCGGCUGCCAGAGAGUCAACUCGCCCAUCAAACUGCUCCGAGUUCCCUUCAGAGUGCUGGUUCUACAAGGCAUGCCAGAGCCUCCAUUUCCCCAGGACGAGGAAGUUUGCCCCUCCAACCCUUUCCUGGAGGAAGAGGAAGCGAGCCGCAGGGAUGCUCGACCUUUAGAAAGAGCUCUGGACAUGCUGAUGAUCACCACAUCGAGACGUUGCCCCCACAUGUUUAAUAUCACCAAUAUGCGUGGGAAAGUGGCAAAGUUCUGCAUCUUCAAGAUGGUUUACAGACUCGGCGAGGACAUCGUUGGCACAUUUAACUUCUCAGAGGGAGAUAUUCCCUGCCUGCAGUAUUCGGUGAGCAUUCAGAGUGAGGAGGAGAUUCAGCAGCAGCACCAGCGGCACCCCGGACAGAUCCUCAGUGUGACAGGACACGGGCGCCACAUGGAGUCGUGCCUGCACACCGCCUCCAGCCACUUCUCUCUGCCCAUCCCGCUCAACGUCACGCCGGGCUUCAGCACCGACAUAGUGAUGCUGAGGUGGCGCCUUCACUUUGAAUUCGUCACCGCCCGGGAGCCUAUGGAGCCGCCCACAGUUCUGCAGAACCAAUCGGAGGUCACCGUAUGGGCAGGGGCGGAGCAUGUGGACGUGGACACCUUCAGCUGGGAUCUGCCUAUCAAAGUCUUCCCCACCAACCCGGCCUUGGCAUCCUACAUGUCCCACUUUUCAGGGACCAACAGCAUCACCAUUUGACGUGUGUGUGUGUGUGUGUGUGUGUGUGUGUGUGUGUGUGUGUGUGUGUGUGUGUGUGUGUGUGUGUGUGUGUGUGUGUGUGUGUGUGUGUGUGUGUGUGUGUGUGUGUG